This is a messenger RNA of Drosophila montana, 334 nucleotides long. RefSeq lists its product as uncharacterized. Bases 1 to 255 code for a protein of 84 amino acids. The transcript has a single exon. The record is from RefSeq and is a predicted model, not a curated record. Lineage: Eukaryota; Metazoa; Arthropoda; Insecta; Diptera; Drosophilidae.
AUGCAGAAGUCACAACGCAGGCAAUGCUGGACGCUGCUGCUGCUCGGCGCGCUGAUCGUCUCGUUCGGGCUCAUGUUCAGCUAUUGGUAUCUGGUGCCGAGCCAGCUGCACUUCUGGCAGCUGUUUAUGCACAAUGGCAGCACAUCCGGCGAUCCGGCAGCCGCGGAGCUGAAGUUUUUUAUGCCGCCACAGACGGUGCCCAAGGAGCUGAACCUGAAGCGUGGCGCGCCUUAUAUAUAUCAGAUAUUGCAUUAGCGUUUACGUACGCAUUAUAUAUAUAUGUAUAUAUAUACUUAAACUGUUUUACAAUAAAUUAAAAGUAUGUUUAGAGUAA